UUUUAUAACGAAAGCGAUAUGUAUUUCAAAGUGACAAUACUGAAAAAUAUUAUUUAAAAACAAUAUUGGUGUUUUGAACUCGUUAAAUAAUUCUAUUAUUCAAACGAUAAGAAAUGUUUACUCAACAAAUGUAAUACAAAACAUGAAUACACUAAUUUAUUAGCACAUAUGUGGCAACAGUGUAUGGAAUGGAAUAUCCAAAAGUGAGUUCGAAAAAUACGCACGAGGGGGAGGCUCUUUCAACCGUCUAACUCGUGAUGGCGGAUACCAAGGCGAAAACCGCUGCGCCCAAGGCAGCAGCUCCUAAGGAUGCUGCUUCCGCCAAAAAGGGCGAAAAGAAGAGGGUCAGCAGACCAAGGAACUACGACUUGGGAAAUGGAGUUUACAGGUUUAGCCGUAGUCGUAUGUACCACAAAAAGGCCAUCUACAAGUUCAUUGGCAAGAAGACACCCAAGAAGGAAGUACCCAAGAAACUUGUAAGCAUCGAAAAGAAGAUUAAUGGUGAGAAGAAUGGAGGAACUAGGACUGUUCUCCUUAAGAAGAGGAAGGCAAAUUAUCCUACCUCAGAUCCCAUUGUCCCUCACCCCACCAAGAGGUGCUUCAAGGAUCACACCCGGUACAUCAGACCAUCGCUGAAACCAGGAACCGUCCUUAUUCUGUUGGCUGGACCUCACAAGGGAAAGCGUGUUGUCCUCCUCAAAGCCCUGAAGAGUGGUUUACUCCUUGUCACUGGGCCUUUCCUCAUCAAUGCAUGCCCAAUGAGGAGAAUCAACCAAAUUUACGUCAUCGCUACCAGCACAAGGAUUAACUUGUCUGGUUUCAAGCUUCCAAAACACAUCAAUGACGAUUACUUCAAGAGGAAACACGAGAAGCGUGCAAAGAAAGAGGAAGGUGACAUCUUUGCCAAGAAGAAGGAGGAGUACAAACCCAGCGAACAGAGGAAAGUGGACCAGAAAGUUAUCGACAAGGCUGUCAUUGAUGCUAUCAAGAAGAGCGCUGACAAGAAAGUGCUCUUUGCCUACCUUGCAUCGAUGUUUGGACUGCGUAGCAGUCAGUACCCACACAGGAUGAAGUUCUAAGUUAAUUGCAAUUUACUAUUUUAUCCAUAAGAUCGUGGGAUUAAUAAAAAAAUUUUUAAAACCGAA
Nasonia vitripennis (jewel wasp) is the source of this 1145-nucleotide messenger RNA. RefSeq names its product ribosomal protein L6 (gene RpL6). NCBI's taxonomy places the organism in Eukaryota, Metazoa, Arthropoda, Insecta, Hymenoptera, Pteromalidae. Gene Ontology annotation, biological process: ribosomal large subunit assembly; cytoplasmic translation. Gene Ontology annotation, molecular function: structural constituent of ribosome; RNA binding. Gene Ontology annotation, cellular component: ribosome; cytosolic large ribosomal subunit. The record is from RefSeq and is a predicted model, not a curated record. The transcript is spliced from 5 exons. The coding region runs from base 258 to 1079 and encodes 273 amino acids.